GCCUGAGCCAAAAACCCUAGAACUCUCUUGCUCUUUCUCUCACUCUGCGCAAAGGGCAUCAAUCUCUUAUCGUCUACAGAGCACUACAGCUGGGAUUCGGCAGAAUUCCUGGCUGAAACUAAAACCAAUAGCAAUCAUGGGGGACGUUCUGAUUAUGAACCAGACGGAGGAGCUGGCUUCUCGUCUCGGCAUCGAUCUCACUCAAGUUGAUCUCGAUUCUGUUCACGUCCCACCCGGCGAAAAUUGUGGCAUCAUUAGUGAUGAUGACGAUGUAUACGAAGAUGAUCAGCAGGAACUUGAUUCUGGGUUUGGUAAUAUUAUUGUUGUUGAUAAUCUACCCGUUGUUCCUCGAGAAAAGUUUGAGAAGCUUGAAGGUGUUAUUCGCAAGAUCUAUAGUCAGAUUGGUGUUAUUAAGGAAGAUGGAUUAUGGAUGCCCGUUGAUCCUGAAACCCAGAAGACUCUAGGUUACUGCUUCAUUGAGUAUAAUACCCCUCAGGAAGCUGAGCUUGCCAAGGAGAAAACUAAUGGUUACAAGUUGGACAAGGCGCAUAUUUUUGCGGUGAAUAUGUUUGAUGACUUUGAUAAGUUUAUGAAAGUUCCAAAUGAGUGGGCUCCACCAGAAUUUAAGCCAUAUACACCAGGGGUAAUUCUUUUAAUAAGUAAUUUACUUGUUAUAUUUACCCUUUUUUUUUCUCUGUGUGAGCUGAUGUUACUUGCUUGUAUAUCAUAUCAGGAGAAUCUCCAGCAGUGGCUCACUGAUGAAAAAGCACGAGAUCAGUUUGUGAUUCGUGCUGGCACUGAUACUGAGGUUUUAUGGAAUGAUGCAAGGCACUUGAAGCCUGAGCCUGUUUACAAGCGCACUUACUGGACCGAAAGUUUUGUGCAGUGGUCCCCUCUAGGUACUUACCUGGCCACAGUUCACAGGCAGGGUGCUGCUGUUUGGGGAGGUGCUGCUACUUUCAAUCGCUUAAUGCGUUAUGCUCAUCCUCAGGUUAAACUGAUUGAUUUUUCUCCUGGUGAGAAAUAUUUGGUUACUUACAGCAGCCAGGAACCAAGUAAUCCUCGUGAUGCGAAUAGGGUUGUUUUAAACAUCUUUGAUGUGAGAACUGGGAAAGUGAUGAGAGAUUUUAAAGGAAGUGCUGAUGAGUAUGCAGUUGGAGGAACAGGAGGUGUUGCAGGAGUGUCUUGGCCUGUUUUCAGAUGGGGUGGCGGGAAAGAUAAGUAUUUUGCCAAACUUGGGAAAAAUGCGAUCUCUGUCUAUGAAACUGAGACCUUCACUCUUAUUGACAAGAAAUCCUUGAAGGUUGAAAAUGUUAUGGACUUCAGCUGGUCCCCAACUGAUCCUAUUCUUGCACUGUUUGUUCCUGAGCUUGGUGGUGGAAACCAGCCUGCUAGGGUGAGUCUUGUCCAAAUCCCCAGCAAAGAGGAGUUGAGGCAGAAGAACCUUUUCAGUGUCAGUGACUGUAAGAUGUACUGGCAAAGCAAUGGAGAGUAUCUUGCUGUCAAGGUUGAUCGCUAUACAAAAACCAAAAAAAGCACAUACACUGGCUUUGAGUUGUUCCGAAUUAAAGAAAGAGACAUACCCAUUGAGGUUUUGGAGCUUGAUAAUAAGAAUGACAAGAUCAUCGCCUUUGCCUGGGAGCCAAAGGGCCACAGGUUUGCGGUUAUUCACGGUGAUAGUCCAAGACCUGAUAUUAGUUUUUACACUAUGAAAACCGCAAACAAUACUAGCCGGGUAUCAAAGCUCACUACUCUCAAGGGAAAACAGGCAAAUGCUCUUUUCUGGUCACCGUCUGGCCGUUUCAUAGUUCUGGCCGGACUCAAAGGUUUCAAUGGUCAAUUGGAAUUUUACAAUGUUGAUGAGCUUGAAACAAUGGCAACAGGUGAACAUUUUAUGGCGACAGAUAUAGAAUGGGAUCCUACUGGAAGGUAUGUUGCAACUGCUGUGACUUCAGUUCAUGAGAUGGAAAAUGGUUUCAAUAUAUGGUCCUUCAAUGGCAAAUUACUUUAUAGGACUCUGAAGGAUCACUUUUUCCAGUUCUUGUGGCGGCCAAGACCACCAUCUUUCUUGAGUCCUGAGAAGGAAGAGGAAAUUGCAAAGAAUUUGAAGAAAUAUAGCAAGAAGUAUGAGGCAGAGGACCAGGAUGUGUCAUUGCAAUUGAGUGAGCAGGAGCGUGAGAGGCGGAGAGCAUUGAAGGAUGAAUGGGAGAAGUGGGUCAAUAAGUGGAAACGCUUGCAUGAGGAAGACAAAUUGGAAAGACAGGGGUUGAGGGAUGGAGAAGCCAGUGAUGAAGAAGAGGAAUACGAGGCUAAAGAAAUUGAAGUUGAGGAAGUGCUGGAUGUUUCAGAGGAGGUGGUUUUUUUUGACUAGUGAGUGUCUAAAUUGCUAUUUUUAGAAAGCCGGAACCUGCCUUUCUUCAGAUUACAACAUGCAGCAGACAUAUCUUGUAGACAAACAAUUUAAGUGGAGGUUUUGAGAAGCUAAUUACGAUACAAAGGGAUGACAUAAUAUUGAUUGUCAGGUCUACUAGAGAUGGCUUUUCUUGCCGUUGAAGUUUGAAAGAGU
Pistacia vera is the source of this 2566-nucleotide messenger RNA. RefSeq names its product eukaryotic translation initiation factor 3 subunit B-like. Lineage: Eukaryota; Viridiplantae; Streptophyta; Magnoliopsida; Sapindales; Anacardiaceae. The record is from RefSeq and is a predicted model, not a curated record. Gene Ontology annotation, molecular function: translation initiation factor activity; RNA binding; translation initiation factor binding. Gene Ontology annotation, biological process: translational initiation. The coding region runs from base 137 to 2371 and encodes 744 amino acids. The transcript is spliced from 10 exons. Gene Ontology annotation, cellular component: eukaryotic translation initiation factor 3 complex.